Molecule: messenger RNA, 1353 nt
Organism: Mycena citricolor
Lineage: Eukaryota; Fungi; Basidiomycota; Agaricomycetes; Agaricales; Mycenaceae
Source: the annotation of a GenBank genome assembly
AUGCGCGCCCGUCACUUCCUUGUACUGUCCUCGCUGCUGGGCCCUGCAAGCGCUUUGCAGCUUCCCUUCAAAGUGCCCUCCUUCUUCGACCAUCAAGCCAAGGUUGAGGCAAAACCCCGCAUCGCAAUCAUUGGCGCUGGAGCAGGCGGUAGCAGUGCAGCGUUCUGGCUCGCAAAGGCUCAGGCGCUGGGUGUCGAGGUGGAAGUCGAUUUGUUUGAGAAGGAAUCCUAUGUCGGCGGGCGCACCGUUGUUUAUCCAUAUGACAACAAGAGCUUUCCCGCAGUCGAAUUGGGAGCGUCGAUAUUCGUCAAGGCAAACAAGAAUAUGUGGAGAGCUGUGGACGAGUUCAACUUGACGAGGCGGGAUUUUAAAGAAGAGCAGGGCCUCGGCAUCUGGGACGGGGAGAAAAUUCUCUACACUGCCAACGGGGGCUGGUGGGGCUGGUGGGACACAGCCAAAGCGCUGCUUCGAUACGGAAUACAAUCGCCUAGGCGAACUCAGUCCUUCGUGGACGGCAUGAUCAAGACAACGCGAACGAAAUCCACGCCUUGGAGGGCGCGUGUUCUCUUGCCCCAACCGGAGCGAGGCAAGCACACUGCGGUUGCGGGCGGUAACUUCCUGGUUUUUGAGCAAUUCCUCAACCAUUCCCAAGCCAAUGUGCAUCUGAACACAGCUGUGACCUCUAUAAAACCCAAGUCAUCCGGGGACUGGGUCGUGACUUCCUCUGAAGGCUCCCAAUCUUACAAGGCGGUCAUACUCGCCGCACCCUUUCACUCGACGAAAAUCGAUGUCCCAGUUGAGAUAGCGUCCGCAAUCCCAAUCCAACCCUAUGUGCAUCUUCACGUGACUCUGGUCUCCACGACGGCGCCGCGUUUUUCUCCGGGCUACUUCUCGCAGUCGCCGUCGGCCAAGCUUCCCGCCAUGAUGCUCACGACCGCUUCAAAUGCUCGGCAAGGCGGGCCGGAACCCGAGUUCAACUCGAUUUCUUAUCAUGGCCGUAUUUCAGAAAGCGAAUGGGUCGUGAAAGUGUUCUCCAAGACUCGCAUCACCGACGAAUGGCUCUCUGAGAUGUUCGAUGGCCAAGUCGGCUGGGUGUAUCGCAAGGAGUGGGAUGCAUAUCCAGAACUGCCGCCCACUUCAAGAUUCCCCGACGUGAUGCCUGCCCCUGGUUUCUACUAUGUCAACUCAUUCGAGCCAUUCAUCAGCACGAUGGAGACCGAGGUUCUCUCCGCGCGCAACAUCGUUGACUUGCUGCUGGACCAACACUUCGAAUCUGGUAUCUGCGGAGGCAAACUGGCGAGCCGGACUGUUGCUGAUGACUUUGAGGAUUACGUUUAUGGUUGGGACUGCUGA